Mytilus trossulus (common blue mussel) is the source of this 2474-nucleotide messenger RNA. RefSeq names its product dopamine receptor 2-like. Gene Ontology annotation, cellular component: plasma membrane. The coding region runs from base 782 to 2335 and encodes 517 amino acids. The transcript is spliced from 2 exons. Gene Ontology annotation, molecular function: G protein-coupled receptor activity. Gene Ontology annotation, biological process: adenylate cyclase-activating adrenergic receptor signaling pathway. The record is from RefSeq and is a predicted model, not a curated record. NCBI's taxonomy places the organism in Eukaryota, Metazoa, Mollusca, Bivalvia, Mytilida, Mytilidae.
CAUUCGAUGUGUUUAACAAUUGUAAAUAAAUCUUACGAGAUUUUAGAGAUUUGAUUGAUCAAAUCAGUGUAUUGAUUUUCGAAACCGAUUUACCGGCAACAUACUGCUCGUGUGUUAGAUACUGGCAAAGUUGUUUCUAAAAAAACAAACAUCAGUUAACAGAAGUUAAUGGAUAUCGUAUUGUAUAUUUAGUAUGAACAAAUGUGCAAAAGUGUAGUUCGCAGGGAUUCAGUAUAAAACGCUUAAAAGUUAUAAAAUGGUUAAUUACUACUAUUUAACCUCAAUGAACUGAUACAUAAUACAUGUUUUAAAUAAGAAUACAAUAAGAAGAAUAGUAAACUUACAGAUGAUUGACCACAUAAGUUAGCUGAUACUAUCUUGAUCAGAUAACUUUGUGUUUAUUUCAAUAUGAAAACCUAUACCGGCUAUCCGUAUUGACUGUUGGCGCUGGAGAGCAGAUUGCUCUGAUACUUAGUCGUCAUUGACAAAUCAUUUUAAGUCCGUGAAAUGAACAGUUAAUGUCAAUCACGAUUUCUGCUGGAAGAAAACAAAUAUGAAAAGUUGAUAACCAUCCGAGGAUCUAUAAUAUAUAUAGACAACAAUAUAUUAGAAAGUUUUGAGCACGAAUAGAAUCAUAUAAGGAUAUAUAGCUUACUAUAGGAUUAUGCCAUACCUUUGUUAUAGAUAAACUGAUAAUUUACUGCCCAAUUAGAGUCGCCAUUACCGGAAAUGUCUUAGAUUCCGAUGCAGUCUUCAUCUAGAAAUUAUAUCAUACUUUGAUAUGAAAUUCGUGACACUAGAGGAGGAAACUUUUGGGAAUAACUGUGAAUUUACAAUACGGAAUAUACUGAUUAAGCAUACAAAAUACCAUUACCAAUCUAGAUUUAAUGAUGAAAUUAUCCGAUACAAGCUAAUGACUAAUAGCAACAUCAAUCACAUUACGACGACCAACGAGGAAAUACCAUUUGUAAUAAUCAAAAGGGAGCAAAAAAUAUUCUUAAUGUCGACAUCUCGACUGGACGAUUAUUUCUUACUCAAUCAAUCGGAUAAAACGGACGCCGCUACAACUGUUAUAUAUUACAAUUCAUCAUUUCUUACUGAGGUUCCUUUAAAUUCAUCAAACUCUACAAAUUCCCAAUAUGAUCUAAAACAUCCUGCUAUUGGUGCCAUUCUUUCCGUGUUUUCACUAGUAACAAUACUUGGGAAUUUGCUUGUUAUCGUUUCUGUCUAUAGAGAGUUGUAUUUAAGGACAAUAACUAAUUAUUUCAUAGUAUCACUGGCUGUUGCCGAUCUUAUGGUGGGAGGUAUUGUAAUGCCAUUUAGUAUUAGUCUUGAACUGACCAAUCAAGUGUGGUUAUUUGGAGCUGAAUGGUGUGAUAUGUGGCAUUCGUUUGACGUUUUGGCUAGUACUGCAUCUAUAUUAAAUCUGUGUAUCAUUUCCCUUGAUAGGUACUGGGCAAUUUCCGACCCAAUAGCGUAUCCUACAAAAAUGUCAUCAUGUAAAGUAAUGCUAUUGAUUGCAUUUGUUUGGCUUUGCUCUGCAGGAAUUUCAUUUCCUGCUAUUGCGUGGUGGAAAGCCGUAACUCCAAAUGAUCUGCCAAGCGGUAUGUGUUUCUUUACAGAAGAUAGUGCCUAUUUAAUAUUUUCUUCGUUUGUUUCAUUUUACUGUCCUACAUUUGUAAUGAUGUUCGUUUAUUGGCGGAUAUAUUUAGCAGCCGCUCAACAAAUGCGGAGUUUGAAAAUUGGAUCUAAAGUUUUAACAUCAAAUGGUAGUCAUGGUAAUCGAGAGGUCAUGACUUUACGAAUUCACAGGGGUGGAAUGACUCGACAAUCAUCGGACGAAUAUUCAAAUACCUACGAAAAAUGCGUCAUCGAGCCUGAAAAUCAGAGUUUGUCCCCUGAAUCUGCACGUGCGUCUAUACAAUCACCUGGAAGACAGGCUAAAAACAUUACUCGCAAAUUACGACAGUUUGCUCUAAGCAAAAAAUUGACAAAAAUUGCCCGUGAACAAAAGGCGGCAAAAACUUUAGGUAUAGUUGUUGGUGUUUUCAUUAUAUGUUGGAUGCCAUUUUUUGUGUUUAAUAUACUAUUUGGAAUAUGUCAUACGGCGUGUGUUACAUCUCCAGAAAUAGUCUUUCCAAUAUUUACGUGGUUAGGAUAUAUCAACUCUGGAAUGAAUCCAGUUAUAUAUUCUUUAUCAAUGAAAGAUUUUCGUCGAGCUUUUUGCAAAAUUUUAUUUGCAUGUUGUCCAAAACAACACUUUGAAUAUAGAAAAACUAACAAUAACUGUUCCUCUACUUCAAGUUUCACAGUGACAUGUACAGAUCGUCUAUAAGUGUUAUGAUAAAUACAAUUAAACAAAAUAUUCCAUAUCCGUCAACUGAACUAAAGAAAGGAACCUCAAGAUAUGAUUGUUCCAUUAUACAAAUGAAUACAUUACAAUUCCAAUACGAUGAACAAAAUAUUUGGGACCA